This is a messenger RNA of Pyrus x bretschneideri (Chinese white pear), 1483 nucleotides long. Its product is annotated as bifunctional phosphatase IMPL2, chloroplastic-like. Bases 163 to 1176 code for a protein of 337 amino acids. NCBI's taxonomy places the organism in Eukaryota, Viridiplantae, Streptophyta, Magnoliopsida, Rosales, Rosaceae. Gene Ontology annotation, molecular function: histidinol-phosphatase activity. Gene Ontology annotation, biological process: L-histidine biosynthetic process. The record is from RefSeq and is a predicted model, not a curated record. The transcript is spliced from 9 exons.
GUGCCCAAAACAUGUCAACAUUCACUCCCCAACCCACCAAAUCUAAAAGCCCCCAACUGAAUUGGACUUCUCCGAGUUCUGUCACGAGUCCCUCGUUUCUUCAGGCACCACCACUCCACCGCGAUCUCUUCUUUCCCUUUCCCGCCUUAUCAGUCUCCCCAAAUGCUCUCCCACAUUCCCAAACCCCUCUCCUUCUCCCAAACCCCUCCAAUUCCCAUUCCCAUUCCCAAUCUCAACACUCCCGCCCUCCGUUUCUCCACUCCCAAGCCCGCACUCUCGCUCCUCCGCCUCCCUCUCUCCCGUCGUCCACUCCGUCUUGCAAUGGCCUCCCUCUCCGACCUCCCUGACGCCGUCGUUUGUCUGCCGCCCAACGAUUUCGAGCUUGAUCGCUUCGCCCAGGUCGCCAACAAGGUUGCCGAGGCCUCCGGUGAAGUUAUUCGGAAAUAUUUCCGGCAGAAAUUUGACAUUCUCGAUAAAGAAGAUUCCAGCCCUGUGACAAUUGCAGAUCAAACAGCAGAGGAAGCAAUGGUUUCAAUUAUAUUAGAGAAUCUUCCUUCUCAUGCUAUUUUUGGAGAAGAAAAUGGGUGGAGAUGCAAAGAGAAGUUUGCAGAUUAUGUAUGGGUUUUAGAUCCAAUAGACGGGACAAAGAGCUUUAUCACUGGAAAACCUGUGUUUGGUACUCUCAUUGCUUUGCUACACCAGGGUAAACCAAUUCUUGGCAUAAUUGAUCAGCCUGUUUUAAGAGAAAGAUGGGUUGGGAUUAGUGGGAGGAAAACUACAUUGAAUGGCCAAGUAGUGUCCACACGUACUUGUGCAAAUCUGGCACAGGCUUAUUUGUACACUACAAGCCCACAUCUAUUCAGCGCAGAGGCAGAAGAGGCAUUUAUUCAUGUUAGAAAUAAGGUGAAAGUGCCAUUAUACGGCUGCGACUGCUAUGCUUAUGCUCUGCUGGCUUCUGGUUUUGUGGAUCUCGUUGUUGAGUCUGGUCUCAAGCCAUACGAUUUUCUUUCACUGAUACCUGUGAUAGAAGGUGCUGGCGGAGUCAUAACUGAUUGGAAGGGACAUCAGCUUUAUUGGGAUGCUUCUCCAAAUUCAAAGGCAACAAGUUAUAAUGUAGUGGCAGCUGGAGAUAAGCAGAUUCACCAGCAAGCUCUAGAUUCAUUACAAUGGCAAUGAAUAUUUGCGUUAUACUGAUAUGACAUCAAGGAGCGUGGUGAAUUGAUCAACGGGGUAAGAAGUGAAACGCAAAGCGUAAUCUGGAGAAGCUGCAUUAUGCGCGUUUGCAUAUAAUUAUGUUGUAAUGUUCAUCUUGCGAUACGAUAUAUUCGUAACGGGAAAUUCCCCCAUAGAUUCAAGAUUUGCUGGUAUUUGUUCACAAUCAAAUCUUGUGUUGUAAAAUAAAAGAUCCGGAGACGACCUCUUCUUUUGUAUUUCCAACAACUUGUAAGGAAUUCUAUAUGGUGAGGCACUUUUUUCUACGUCA